AUGCCCCAGAAGCGAUAUCUACUCGAAGCCGGUCCUUCGACAUGCAGGAAACACUUAUUAGAGCCCAAGGCCUCGACUUCAAAUCAUACGUCCGCCAAUGAAGAAGAUGCUAAUGAGCCUUCAAGAAAAGCCGAAAUCGAAAACAUUGAAGAAAGGUUGAGAGCUCUUGAAGAAGAAGGUGAAGUGUUAAAAGGAGCUUUCUUGGAGAGUCUGGAAGAAAGGGCAAAGUUGGUCACCGAGUUAAAUGAUCGUUUUAACAGUUUAACUCAGAGAGGCUCGAAUAGUGAAGCAUUACCCGGUCGUUCGGUUCAAAUCAUCUCACUCGUGAAGGAAAAAAGAGCUGGUCUGCUGCAGGUUCUAUGGGAAGAACCAAAUCCAUCUAUUGUUAAGAGGGGUCUAAGAGCUAAAGCAAUAAGAUAA
Striga hermonthica is the source of this 420-nucleotide messenger RNA. Lineage: Eukaryota; Viridiplantae; Streptophyta; Magnoliopsida; Lamiales; Orobanchaceae. The record is from the annotation of a GenBank genome assembly.